Molecule: messenger RNA, 1360 nt
Organism: Python bivittatus (Burmese python)
Lineage: Eukaryota; Metazoa; Chordata; Lepidosauria; Squamata; Pythonidae
Gene: CLEC3B
Product: C-type lectin domain family 3 member B
Biological process (GO): ossification; bone mineralization
Source: RefSeq, a predicted model, not a curated record
GGAACGCUACAGAAGAAAUUGGAACUCUUUCUUGACCAGACAUUUUUGGUUAAUGUCAUGUUAAGAAGCUUAACCCGAGGCAGCCAAUUCCACUUUCGUUCCACUCUCUGAGCGAAGCAGCAGCAAAAUGCCAUUCCGAGGAAUUUGCCUUCUAGUGUGCCUCCUCUGCGUGGCACAAAUAACAGCUCAACAAAACACCAGACCCAAGAAAAAGCCAGAAGUCAGAAAAGAUGUUGUAAGCCUCAGAAUGAUUGAAGACAUUAAAGAGCAACUAGAGAAUCUUUCCCAGGAGGUGGCCUUACUAAAGGAAAAGCAAGCACUUCAAACAGUUUGUCUGAAAGGCACCAAAAUCAACCUAAAAUGUUUCCUGGCUUUUUCCCAUCCCAAGACCUAUCAUGAGGCCAGCGAAGACUGCAUUUCCCAGGGUGGCACCCUCAGUACCCCACAGACGGGGGACGAAAAUGAUGCUCUCUAUGACUAUGUGAGGAAGACCCUGGGGACUGAGGUGGAAGUCUGGCUUGGCAUCAAUGACCUGGCAGUGGAAGGCAAAUGGGUGGACAUGACAAGCAACGGCAUUGGCUAUAAGAAUUGGGAAACGGAGAUCACCACCCAGCCUGAUGGAGGGAAGCAAGAAAACUGUGCUGCAUUGUCUGCAGUAGCUGUGGGAAAGUGGUUUGACAAGAGGUGCAGAGACCAGCUGCUCUAUGUGUGCCAGUUCCUGAUUGUUUAAUAGAGAGGUGCCUCUUGGGGAAGGUUGGAUCAAUACAUUCCAUUGAUCCCUGGAACUGAGCUUUGUGUGUGUGCCUGUGUGUGUGUUUGCUUAUACAUAGAUAUAUAGAUAUUUAUGAUGAGACACAUACAUAUGUACACACACUUAGCAGAAAAAAGUUAUGGCAAUGGAUUAGAAUGAAUUAGAUCUAUGCUGCACUUUAAUUGGCUGAAAGCUACAUCCUACUCAUUAGAAGCAACAUUAUACUUACUUAGGUAAAAGUCAUAAGUACCUUUAUUUUUACACUCAAAAUUUUUUACAAAGGCUUUACUAUUUGGGAACAUUCAAACUCUGACAAAGUAAUAUGGUCUUUCAAUUUAUUGUUGCAUGCAAUUUUCCUGCAAUCCUCUUUCUCCCCCUGCUAAUUGCACCAAAUUAAACUGGCUUUUGCUGAAUUGCCCUUAUCCGUUGGACUAAAAAGCUGGAAGUGUUUUUAGCAUCCCUGCUUUCAUUUCACCACUGAACUCAGAAUUAAGCAGAGCUGCAUCAAUUUAUCCUAUGUGAGCAAUGCUAGUAGAAAGAGAAGAAGCAAGGAAGGCGCUAACAAGGUUUUAUGUGUUGUACUAAAAUAUAUAUUUUUAAACUGCUUAA